AUGCCAAGUGGGGAACUCUCAACAACUGGAAUCGUAAAGGAUGCUCUACAGCAUGGGAAGAACGUCUACAUCCCAUAUAUUCACACCCAGGACAAGACAUCCAUUAUGGACAUGUUUGCGCUCAGGUCCAUAUCCGAGUUCGAGUCAUUACAGCUAGAUAAAUGGGGAAUCCCAUCUCUGCUAUCUACGCAAAUCGAAGGUCGACCGAAUGGAUUGACACAGGGCUUGGAUCUUAUUGUCAUGCCGGGCAUGGCCUUUGACCGUGGGUUCCGACGACUUGGUCAUGGCAAAGGGUAUUAUGAUCAUUUUCUAACGCGAUACUCAACAUCGACCCGCAAAAUGCCAUUCCUCGUUGCUCUUUCUCUCCAAGAACAGUUGCUCGCUGAUGAUAUUCCUGUGGUGGAGCACGAUUGGUUGGUUGAUGCCAUCGUGGUUGGCGAUGGUCAAUUCUUGAAUCGCAGGGCGUAG
Molecule: messenger RNA, 468 nt
Organism: Penicillium egyptiacum
Lineage: Eukaryota; Fungi; Ascomycota; Eurotiomycetes; Eurotiales; Aspergillaceae
Source: the annotation of a GenBank genome assembly